Molecule: messenger RNA, 3534 nt
Organism: Oryctolagus cuniculus (rabbit)
Lineage: Eukaryota; Metazoa; Chordata; Mammalia; Lagomorpha; Leporidae
Source: RefSeq, a predicted model, not a curated record
CAGGGUCCUCAGGCCGCUGUCCCCUGCAGCCACCGUGAGUCCUGCUUCUGCCGCCCCUCUGGAGGGUCUCGGGUUGGAUCCUGUCACUGCACCUGCACGUCCAGGAGCCGCCGUCGCGUGAGGUCAGGGAGUCGCGCCUCAAGGUCAGGAGAGGAGGCCGGGUGCUGCCCACGAGGGAAUUCCCCGCCGGAGCCCAGGAGCCAGGAAGAUGUGCUGACUCCGGCGAGGCCGAGGGGCUCCUGACCGCCGGCACGCUCGCCCUCGAGCGCGGGGGACACACUGUGCGGUCCUUUCCCUCGAAGGGAGCGUCCGGGACUUCCCCACGAGCGGAGGCCCCAGGGCUCGGCCGCCAGCUCUGGCGUUGGCAGCCCUUGGGAAUGUUGACAACUCAGGAUCUCCAAGGCGGGUUUCGUGAGUGAGUCCAGAGGCGCGCGAGGCGAAUGCCGCUGUAGCGCUGGGAGGGGCACUAUGCAGGAAGAAGCCUUCCGUAGGAACGCAGGCAGGGAGACGCUCAGGCUGGCCGCACGCCCGCCCAGCGGAGCCAGCCCCAGAUAGGCGGCCGCCAUGGCCAAGUGAGAGACUGGCUGACAGCAGUCCCGCAGCCUGCGUGUCCGGACGUGUUCUCGAACUCGCGAUACCAAAUAGGAAAGAUGAUCUACAAGUGCCCCAUGUGCCGGGAGUUCUUCUCGGAGAGAGCCGACCUCUUUAUGCAUCAGAAGAGCCACACGGCCGAGAAGCCCCACAAGUGUGACAAGUGCGACAAGGGUUUCUUCCACAUAUCGGAGCUGCACAGCCACGGGCGAGACCACACAGGAGAGAAGGUGUACAAGUGUGACGACUGCGGCAAGGACUUCAGCACCACCACCAAGCUGAACAGGCACAAGAAGAUCCACACCGUGGAGAAGCCCUACAAGUGCUACGAGUGCGGCAAGGCCUUCAACUGGAGCUCCCACCUGCAGAUCCACAUGCGCGUGCACACUGGGGAGAAGCCCUAUGUCUGCAGUGAGUGCGGAAGGGGCUUCAGUAACAGCUCCAACCUGUGCAUGCACCAGAGGGUCCACACCGGCGAGAAGCCCUUCAAAUGCGAGGAGUGCGGCAAGGCCUUCAGGCACACGUCCAGCCUGUGCAUGCACCAGCGGGUCCACACCGGGGAGAAGCCCUACAAGUGUUACGAGUGCGGCAAGGCCUUCAGCCAGAGCUCCAGCCUGUGCAUCCACCAGCGGGUCCACACGGGGGAGAAGCCCUACAGAUGCUGUGGCUGCGGCAAGGCCUUCAGCCAGAGCUCCAGCCUGUGCAUCCACCAGAGGGUCCACACGGGGGAGAAGCCUUUCAAAUGUGACGAGUGUGGCAAGGCCUUCAGCCAGAGCACGAGCCUGUGCAUCCACCAGAGGGUCCACACCAAGGAGCGGAACCAUCUCAAGAUAGCAGUUAUGUGAGGUGUGCUGAGUUAAAAAUCUUCAAACCCAUAAGUGCCACUAGGAAGGAGACCCUGUAAAUACCCACAUUGUCCCAAGAAAUAACCUGCAGCGGCCCUGGCCAGCGUCCCCCUGAGGAGGCCGUGUUGGGUCGCUCUCUGGUUCAUGCCAAGUUUGUUCCUGGACUUGGCUGUGACCGUGGAGUCCCUGUGAGGGUCUGCCUAUGCGGGCGCUGGGCCCUGCUCAGGGGUGCGUGUGGGAGUCCAGCAGGAAUCCCCCACGUGCAGAUACCGCAGGCCGUGGGCGCCGCCCGGCCUUCCCAGCCGCCUUCCCUCCGAGCGGAAGGGUCCCGGGCUGUCCCCGCAGCUCUCAGGCCCGUCCUCCCCUUCACUCGAGCCUCCUGGUUACUGCCAUCGGGGACGGACCCCAGGGUCGUGCUCUGAUCAAGCCCACGCAGCUUCCACGCGUCCCAGCGCUCCUGACCCCGUUGUCCGAGUGUCCUCAGAGUACCUGGAAAGACCCCUUCCUGGAUGGCGUGACCUCGCGGCUAGGUUUUAGGUGACUCCCGCCCGUGACUGGCGGGCGGGCGCCCUGCACGCGGCUUUAGUGUCGUGGAUCUGCUAAUCACUGUGUCCCUGUCACUCAGACUUAGUGUUCCAGUGGCUGCAUCACAUUUUUAACUUGAAUUUUCCAAAAUAGCUGAAUGUAAAUAGAGAGGAAGAAGCAAGCAAAGGGGGCAUUUUCUGCAUCCAGAACCCCCCUGCCCCGGGCCCUGUGCGGCGCGCGGUCCUGGCCGCCAGGGGCGCCCUGCUGAGUGGCCGGUGGGUGGGUGUUUCGUGCUGCGUGGGCGACGGGGCAGCCACGGCGGGUGGGGCUGCAGCCCCGUGAGUUCACCGUCCUUUGCUUGCUUCGUUCACUCCGCGUAUUUAUUGAGGACCUGCUGUGUGCCGCGCACUGCUGGUGCUGGGGACACCUCUAAGCAGACAGCAAGGGGCCUGCUCCUGCCGACCUGGUCUGGCGCAGGAGAGGCGAUAGGCAAGUACGUAGUGUAGUUUGAGGUAGUGAUUAAGUGCUAUGGAGAAAUAAACUAGGGUGAUGGUGUGGGGUGGUGGGGGCGGGGCGGGGGUGGGGUGACAUAGCUAGUGGUCAGGGAAGCCCCGGAUGGGGUGCUCGCUCCAGGACCUGCCCUGAGUGUAGGGACAGGAAGAAGGCAGGUGCUGGGGGUGGUGGGCCGCGGGGAGGCAGGCGCUGCUCGGUGCUGGGUUGACGUUGAGGAGGUCGGAGGGACUCGCGGACUGAAGGCCAGAGUCCCCCACAGCGAGGACAGGAGCACCCGUGUCUGACGUGGCUUCCUCCCCGUUCCGGGCCGAGUUCCCACACGCAGUCCUUUUGCUCAGGAAGUCCUUGGGGACAUGGAGGGUCUUUGCAGCUCUGAGUGGGUGACCGAGUCGCUGUUUGUGGACUGAGGCGGGGGGUGAGGACUCACACGCAAAGCUUGAUUGUCUCCAUAUUUGAAUUAAUUUCUGUUGAACUGGAAGGGGUUGUCUCUAAGACCUCGACACGCGGAGCGGGAGUGGGUGGGCCGAGGGUCUUCACCUGGCUGUUCCUGCUGCCGGCCCGCGAGUCCCUCCCAGGGCUCCCCUGCCGUGGAGGGCCGGCUUCGGGAUCUGCUGAAGCCCCUCCAGGCCCGGUGGACGCGGCCGCUGACCCCUUCCUGCCACGGUAGUGUGGAGCGUUCGAGAAAAGCCUAGACUUUUAGUUGACAGCCAGCUGAGAAUAUCACUGAUAGAAUUUUAGUUUUAGGAGAAGAUGGGUUUGAUUUCUAGCUUUAUUGCUGUUAGGUACGUGAGCUUGGGCGAGUCGCCGAAUCUCCGGGUCUGGGUUUCCUCGCGCAGUGAGGAUGGCAGGCUCCAUGAUUCCGAGUUCCAGCUAGUCCUAGAGUUCUAUAUUUCUACAUAGUUGAAUUAUUUUAUCACGCUGUUGCUGGGGAGGAUGACUAACACUUUGGAAGCUACUAAUUUUAUGUCGAGCUUUAAGGUCCAUAAUUGUUAUCUUCAGAAAAUAUUAUUUGACCUACAGUAUGUCCAAAUCAAUUUAAUAAAAUCACUUUAUAACAGGG